Messenger RNA from Pungitius pungitius (ninespine stickleback), 3283 nucleotides. RefSeq names its product sterile alpha and TIR motif containing 1 (gene sarm1). Gene Ontology annotation, cellular component: dendrite. Gene Ontology annotation, molecular function: protein binding; signaling adaptor activity; NAD+ nucleosidase activity. Lineage: Eukaryota; Metazoa; Chordata; Actinopteri; Perciformes; Gasterosteidae. The coding region runs from base 70 to 2214 and encodes 714 amino acids. Gene Ontology annotation, biological process: negative regulation of MyD88-independent toll-like receptor signaling pathway; response to axon injury; signal transduction. The record is from RefSeq and is a predicted model, not a curated record. The transcript has 8 exons.
GUUUCAGAGGCCUUUUGUAAACAAACCCGUUUCAGCAUCCCACGGGGAGUGACGCCUCUCUGCCGGUCGAUGCUCUUGUCCCUGACGCUCUUUCUGUGGCGACUCUACCAACGUCUGUCCAUCAUGUUCAGCUCGGAGAGACUCACGGUCCCGGAAUAUGUCAGCCGGCUGCAGAGAGGGAGGAGGGGGUCCGGAUCCGGCUCGGGCUCGGGCUGCGAACCCAAAGCCGUCUCUCCGGGCAUCAAGGCCGACGUGCAGGCGGCUCUGGCGCACUCCAUCCCCGCCCUGCGCUCCGCCAUCGCGAGGCUGAAGGCAUCCAACGAAACGUCCGACGCGGAUGAGACCCGCGGGGCCAUCGCGGAGCUCUUCCAGCUGGUGGAGGAGGCCUGGGUUUUGCCCGCCGCGGGACGUCAGGUGGCCGAGGAGAUCUGCAACAGGAUCCGGCUGGAUGGAGGCCUGGAUCUGCUGCUACAGCUUCAGCUGACCCCUGCUGUGGAGAUCACUUAUGAGUCCGCCAAACUGCUGGAGCAGAUACUGAUCUCCGAAAACAGAGAUUAUAUAGCACGCAUGGGUCUCGGGGUGGUCCUCAACCUGACUCGGCACCAGGAAGACGCGCAGCUGGCUCGCAGCGUCUCAGGGAUCCUGGAGCACAUGUUCAAACACAGCGAGGAGACGUCGGUCCACCUCAUCUCUAACGGCGCACUGGAUGCCCUCCUCUUCUGGUGCCGGGGCACGGACCCCACUGUCCUGCGCCACUGUGCCGUGGCGCUAGCAAACUGCGCCAUGUACGGAGGCCACCGCUGCCAGCGGUUGAUGAUCGAGAGACAGGCAGCCGAGUGGCUUUUCCCACUGGCUUUUUCCAAAGAGGAUGAACUCAUUCGCUUCUACGCGUGUCUGGCGGUGACAGUGUUAGCUGCCAACAAAGAAAUUGAAAAAGAGGUGGUGAAGUCGGGAACCUUAGAGCUGGUGGAGCCAUUCAUCGCUUCUUUGGAUCCGGAUGACUUUGCCCGCAGUUUGUUGGACAGUUCAGACUCCAUGCAGGGUAAGACAGCGGCCGAUCUGCAGCAUCUCUUGCCGUUGCUUGAUGGCACGCGAGUGGAGGGAAAGUGCAUCGCAGCCUUUUACCUUUGCGUUGAGACCAGCAUCAAGUCUCGUCAGCGCAACACUAAGAUAUUUCAAGAGAUCGGAGCAGUGCAGAGCCUCAAGAGAAUCGUCAUGUACUCCAGUAAUGGCACAGCCUGUGCCCUCGCCAAACGGGCACUGAGCAUGAUGGGGGAAGAAGUACCGAAACAUAUCCUGCCAUGUGUGCCCAACUGGAAAACAUGUGAAGUGCAGACCUGGCUGCAGCAGGUCGGCUUCAGUGCCUACUGUGAACGUUUCCAGGAGCUCCAGGUGGAUGGAGACCUCCUGCUGAACAUCACAGACCAGGAACUGAGCACCGACCUUGGCAUGACGGCAGGCCUCACUCGCAAGAGGUUUUUGAGAGACUUGCGCGUGUUGAAGACGUACGCCAACUACUCCACAUGCGACCCAAACAAUAUGGCCGACUGGUUAGUCAUGUUGGACCCUCGUUUCCGUCAGUACACCUACGGCCUGGUCCAGUCCGGCGUUGACCGCAACAUUGUCCAGAGCCUGACCGAUCAGCAGCUCCAACACGACUGCCACAUAGACAACGGAGUCCACAGAGCCAGGAUACUCUCGGCCAACCGCGGGCCCUCUAAACCGUGCCACACAGACGCCCAGCCUGCAGGGCCCGACGUCUUCAUCAGCUACCGCAGGACCACCGGCUCCCAGCUGGCCAGUCUUCUGAAGGUGCACCUGCAGGUUCGAGGGUACAGUGUAUUCAUAGAUGUGGAGAAACUGGAGUCUGGUAAAUUCGAGGACAAACUGAUCCAGAGUGUACAGCGGGCACGGAAUUUCAUCCUGGUCCUGUCUGCCAACGCGCUCGACAAGUGCAUGGGUGACACUGCCAUGAAGGAUUGGGUGCAUAAGGAGAUAGUCACAGCCUUGACCUGCAAGAAGAACAUAGUUCCUGUCACAGAUCAAUUUAUGUGGCCCGAUCCCACAUUGCUACCAGAGGACAUGAGAACAAUUCUGAACUUCAACGGAAUCAAAUGGUCCCAUGAAUAUCAGGAGGCCACGAUCGAGAAGAUCCUACGCUUCCUGAAAGGACAGCAAGACCAGACCGACGGAAAAGAGGAGAAAAAGAAAUAAACUGUUUUACCUCAGCUAUGUAAAAUGUAGACGAUGCCAAACGCCACGUGGCCUCCGGUGAACAGGGCGGCAGCUUUCCCCGCUUUGCAUGUGGAGUCAGUUUGAUGUUUUAGGUAACAUGCUCACACAAAGACCCUAAUGUAAUUAGCGCAAACAAUGCUUCUUAGUCAAAAGGGAAUUUGCAGUUUGUCUAUAAUUAAUUGUAUUCCUAUAAUCCUAGUAUCCCCAUAUGCUGUUGAUGUGUAAUCAGGAACAGAAAAGACGCCUUCUGUCUCUCAGGAAAAUAACUGUGAUGGAUCAGCCGUUGUUGGCACCCCAGCAAAAUCAUCGAUAGCUGAAGCGUCCACUAAUCACAAAGGUUAUAUGCAACCGUCUUUUGUCCAACUUCAAAACUGUAGAUACACGCGACCAAGGCUGGUCUGACAUCAAACAUAUUAUGUUUUGUUUGUGAUGGCAAAGAAAGAGAGUUUUCUUGCAAAGGCAUUUAUGUAAUCACGAUGACAUUGUCCUCAGCGGGCGUUAUCUAAGCUGGAGACAUGCAAUACAGAUAUAACCGAGCUACAUGCUGUAAAACUGCACCCAAAAUGUGCAGAUCAAAGGACUGUACAGGCCACCAACAUGCGCAUGUGGUAUUAACCGUUUCCUUCCUAUCGUGUUACCAACGUUGAGUUGACAUACAUGAAGUACAGUAGUCAAAAACUGUAAAACUCUUUGAAAAUGGCUCCAUGUGAGUGGCAGUGUCCUUUGGACUGCCGUUACAAACUGUGCCAUGUACGGAGGCCAUCAUUUCUGAAAGUAGUGAAGGACACACUCUCACUUUAACCUCUUUUUUCUCAUUUCAUACUGUUAACUGGAGGUUUUAUUCAGUCUGAUAAUCAAUUAGUUGUUUAUUCAUACUGUCAUUAGGUCUCCAAGAAGUCCUGGUCACAUAUUGUUCUGUAAAAGGAUGCUUCUGCAGGCUGAAUGCAACUCCUGUUUUGAAGCUCUUUCAUCUGAUCUUGCCUUAACAUUGUUUGCAUUUUAAGUCCAGCUGAUUGCAUUUGUUGAAUUAGAUUUUUUCAAGAAGUCA